Messenger RNA from Drosophila montana, 6954 nucleotides. It is a transcript of the gene grh, whose product is annotated as grainy head. Gene Ontology annotation, biological process: regulation of transcription by RNA polymerase II. Gene Ontology annotation, cellular component: nucleus. Gene Ontology annotation, molecular function: RNA polymerase II cis-regulatory region sequence-specific DNA binding; DNA-binding transcription activator activity, RNA polymerase II-specific. The record is from RefSeq and is a predicted model, not a curated record. Bases 644 to 4708 code for a protein of 1354 amino acids. The transcript has 16 exons. NCBI's taxonomy places the organism in Eukaryota, Metazoa, Arthropoda, Insecta, Diptera, Drosophilidae.
GCGCGCACACACACGCACACACACACACACGUUCGUUAAACAUUUACGGUGUGUGUGUGUCUUUUUUUCGGUUAUUGUUUGGCUUUUUCGAACAUGCCGCCUUCCAGCGCUGCAGCCUUCCAGUGAUAGUGUGCCAUAGUGAUCCUUAGGAAUUGUAGUGCCAAAAUUCCAAUACAACACAAAUACGUUACGUUUUUACCUGUGGACUGGCGCGGACAGCUGCAUACAAAAGAAAUAUCUAAUAACAACGAUAAAGGAGCUAGUUGUUAUCCAAGUUCCUUAGUGCCAUAAAAUGCAAUAUUGAAACGACAACGAACAGAGCAACAGCAACAACAACAACCACAUUUACAACAACAACAACAACAACAUCUACAACAACAAGUGCCUUCAUUCAAAACGUGAUAGUGAUAUUAAUAAUGUUUAUAUACUCGUAACAACAAAGCUUGCCACCAACAACAACUUGCAACAAUCCGCAACGACUUGCAACAAUCCGCAACGACUUGCAAGAAAUUUUCGAAUGCCUUCGCCAUUUGCCAGCCGCAACAACAACAACAACUCAAGUUCAAAGUUCAAAGUCUUCUGCAAAUUCGGCAAAUUAGUUAAUAAUUAAGUUUUUGGGGACACCGAGCCGUACAUCUAGAUAAUGUCCACAUCCACGGCGACAACGAGCGUCAUCACGUCGAACGAUCUAUCGCUGUCCGCCCACGCACACGCCCACACGCACGGUCACGCCCACGCCCACACGCAUACGCACUCCCUGCAUCCGCAUCCGCAUCCGCAUCCGCAUCCCCAUCAGCAGCAACAGCAACAACAACAACAACAACAUCAGCAGCAGCAACAGCAGCAACAGCAACAGCAACAGCAGCAUCAGCAACAGCAUCGCCUGGGCGUCGGAGUGGGCGUCGGUGUGGGCGUGGGCGUGGGCGUGGGUGUCGGCGGUGUGGGUGGCCAUCUGAGCGACGCCUCACUGUCGCCGAUACAGCAGGGCGCCAACAUAGUCGCCAGCAGCAACAGCUCGCCCUUGGGCCAGAACGGCGUUCCGCUGCUGACGACGAUGCAUCGCUCGCCGGACAGCCCCCAGCCGGAGCUGGCGACCAUGACGAACGUGAAUGUGCUCGAUCUGCACACAGACUCCUCCAAGCUGUACGACAAGGAGGCCGUCUUCAUCUAUGAGACGCCCAAGGUGGUCAUGCCGCCGGAUGGCAAUGGCGCCGGCAAUGGAGGCGGCGGCGGCGGCGGACCCGGCUCCAAUGGUGGCCACGACGAUGGCCAGGUGAUAGACGCCCGAAUCGCGGCACAGAUGAGCACACAGCACCUGGCGGCGACACAGCAGCAGCAGCAGCAGCAACAGCAGCAGCAGCAACAGUCGGAGCAUCAGCCGCUGGCCAAGAUCGAGUUCGAUGAGAAUCAAAUCAUACGCGUGGUGGGCCCCAAUGGCGAGCAGCAGCAGAUCAUAUCGCGGGAGAUCAUCAACGGGGAGCAUCACAUCCUGUCCAGAAACGAGGCCGGCGAGCAUAUACUCACGCGCAUCGUCAGCGAUCCGUCCAAGCUGAUGCCCAACGACAACGCGGUGGCCACCGCCAUGUACAACCAGGCCCAGAAGCUGAACAACGAGCACCAUGGCGUCUAUCAGACCUCGCCCCUGCCGCUGGACGCCUCCGUGCUGCACUACGGCAACGACAAUGUGAUCAAGACCGAGGCGGAGAUCUAUGAGGAUCACAAGAAACAUGCCGGCGGCUCGAUUAUCUAUACCACCUCCGAUCCGAAUGGAGUAAACGUGAAUGUCAAGCAGCUGCCGCAUCUGACGGGCGUGCCCCAGAAGCUGGAUCCCGAACUGUAUCAGCCGGACAAGCACAUCGAUCUGAUCUACAACGAUGGCAGCAAGACCGUCAUCUACUCCACCAGCGACCAGAAGGGACUCGAGAUCUACUCCGGCGGCGACAUCGGCAGCCUGGUAUCCGACGGCCAGGUCGUGGUCCAAGCGGGUCUCCCCUAUGCGACGGCCACCAGCGGCACGGGACAGCCCGUCUACAUUGUCGCCGAUGUCGAGGAGCAUUUGCAGGGCAAUGCGAGCAGCGCCGGCAAACUGAAUGGCCAGACCACACCUAUCGAUGUCUCUGGCCUAUCGCAAAAUGAAAUUCAAGGCUUUCUGCUUGGUUCACACCCCUCAUCUUCGUCCGCCACAACCGGCGUGGUCUCCACAACAACAAUCUCAAAUCAACAGCAACAUCAGCAGCAGCAGCAACAACAACAGCAGCAGCAGCAACAGCAUCAACAGCAGCAGCAGCAACAGCAGCAGCAGCAGCAGCCGCCACAUCCCAGCGACAUUGUAACCAUAACCACCGCGGGCGUGGGGAGCGCGGGCUCAAUUGUCUCCGCUGCAGUGCAGCAGCAGCAGCAGCAGCAACAGCAGCUGCUGAGCAUCAAGCGUGAGCCCGAAGACUUGAGCAAGGAUCCCAAGAACGGCAGCCUGGGCGCCUCGGCAAAUGGUUCGGUCAUAACGCAGAAGAUAUUGGGCGUGGAUGCAGCUAGAACCGAAGCUGAGGCAACUGCAACUGCAACUGCAACUGCAUUCGAAAUAGGCAAUAAAACAGCAGCAACAACAACUGCAACAACUGCAACUGCAACUAGUCCCGCCAGAGCGACAGCGACAGAUCUAGAGAUGUAUGCUACCACGGGCGGCACACAGAUUUAUCUACAGACCUCACACCAGCAGAGCAGCAAUGGCGCCAACACACAGCAGAGCACACUGCAAGCGCAAAGUCCCAGUCCCGGGCCGUAUAUCACAACGGACAGCUAUGGCAUGUAUACGGCGAGCAGGCUGCCGCCCGGACCACCGCCCGCCACCACAUUCAUAACGGAGCCCUAUUAUCGUGAAUAUUUUGCACCUGACGGCCAAGGCGGCUAUGUGCCAGCGGGCACGGCGCGCAGUCUCUACGGCGAGGACGUAUCCGUUUCGGCGGCCACGCAGCCGCAGCCCGUGGGCGGCGUCUAUGAGGCGCGCUUCAGCAGCAAUGCGCCCACCACCACCACAGUGCUAACCAGCAGCAAUGCACACCACCACAGUCAACAGCAGCAGCAGCAGCAGCAGCAGCAACAGCAGCAACAGCAGCAGCAGCAACAGGAACAGUCGGGCAAAAGCGGCGGCACCCCACUAUAUGCCAAGGCUAUAACGGCGGCGGGUCUGACCGUGGACUUGCCCAGUCCCGAUUCGGGCAUUGGCACGGAUGCCAUAACGCCGCGGGAUCAGAAUCACAUACAGCAGUCCUUCGACUAUACGGAACUGUGUCAGCCGGGCACCCUGAUCGAUGCGAAUGGCAGCAUACCCGUUUCGGUGAACAGCAUACAGCAGCGCACCGUGGUGCAUGGCAGCCAGAAUAGUCCAACCACAUCGCUGGUGGAUACCAGCACAAAUGGCUCGACUCGCUCGCGGCCCUGGCACGAUUUCGGGCGCCAAAAUGAUGCUGACAAAAUACAAAUACCAAAAAUCUUCACAAAUGUGGGCUUUCGCUAUAAUCUGGAGAGCCCGAUCAGCUCGUCGCAGCGGCGCGAAGACGAUCGCAUCACCUACAUCAACAAGGGUCAGUUCUAUGGCAUAACGCUGGAGUAUGUGCACGAUGCGGAUAAGCCAAUCAAGAAUACAACAGUUAAGAGUGUGAUCAUGCUGAUGUUUCGCGAGGAGAAGAGUCCCGAGGACGAGAUAAAGGCCUGGCAAUUCUGGCACAGUCGUCAGCAUUCCGUGAAGCAAAGAAUCUUGGAUGCAGAUACAAAGAACUCGGUUGGUCUCGUUGGCUGCAUUGAGGAAGUGUCGCACAAUGCCAUCGCCGUCUAUUGGAAUCCGCUCGAGAGCUCUGCCAAGAUCAACAUUGCGGUUCAGUGCCUCAGCACGGACUUUAGCAGUCAAAAAGGUGUUAAGGGCCUGCCGCUGCACGUACAAAUCGACACGUUCGAGGAUCCGCGGGACGCGACGGUCUUUCAUCGCGGCUACUGUCAGAUAAAGGUCUUCUGCGAUAAGGGCGCCGAGCGCAAGACGCGCGAUGAGGAGCGCCGCGCGGCCAAGCGCAAAAUGACAGCCACCGGACGCAAGAAGCUGGACGAGCUCUAUCAUCCAGUCACAGAUCGUUCCGAGUUCUAUGGCAUGCAGGAUCUGGCCAAGCCGCCCGUGCUCUUCUCGCCCGCCGAAGACAUGGAGAAGAGCUUCUAUGGCCAUGAGACUGACUCGCCGGAGUUGAAGGGCGCCUCGCCUUUCUUGCUGCACGGCCAGAAGGUGGCCACGCCCACGCUCAAAUUUCACAAUCAUUUUCCGCCCGACAUGCAGACUGACAAAAAGGAUCAUAUCCUGGAUCAGAGCAUGCUAACCAGCACGCCGAUGUCCGACUUUGGGCCGCCAAUGAAGCGUGGCCGGAUGACGCCGCCGACCACGGAGCGCGUCAUGCUGUACGUGCGGCAGGAGAACGAGGAGGUCUAUACGCCGCUGCACGUGGUGCCGCCGACCACAAUUGGCCUGCUGAAUGCGAUUGAAAACAAAUACAAAAUCUCAACAACGAGCAUAAAUAACAUUUAUCGCACAAAUAAGAAGGGGAUUACGGCGAAAAUUGAUGAUGACAUGAUAUCCUUCUACUGCAACGAGGACAUUUUCUUGCUGGAAGUGCAACAGAUCGAGGACGAUCUGUACGAUGUGACGCUCACAGAGCUGCCCAAUCAGUAGUACUUGCUCUCAAAAACCACACCACCCCCCCCCCCCUCCGCCUAAUUCCCCUCAACAGAGAGAAACACACACAAAAUGUGGACACAAUUUUGCUAACAAAAGUUGUUUCAAUAAGCCAUUUUUUCAAAAUAAACCUUAAGCUAGGCUAAGCGCUCGAUAUGAAUACAUAAUUAUGAAUAUAUAAUAUAAAUAUAUAUAUAUAUAUGUGUGUAAAACUGAACAAUAUAUUCGGAAUCGAACAAUACAAUAUUUAGUUGUAAUUGUUUUUGUGUUAGCUACUUUAGUAACAAUGAGAUUACAUAAAUUUUUUAACAAAUUUCUACUCUCGCUAUGUUAAUAUAUAUGAAAGAAAAACGAAAACAAAAAAAUGCUCUAAUUAAGUGAAAAUAUCAUCUUUAUGUAUUUAUAAAAACAUAUAUAUCUAUAUAUAUAUAUAUAUAUGCAUAUAUAUAUAUAUUACUUAUGUUAAGACAACAAGAAUAGAGUGCAAAAUGUCUGUCCAGUAGAACGUAAGUUCGCCUCUUGCUCAACGCUAGACUCUAUAGACCCUAGGUCCAAUUCCAGAUACAUAUACAAAAUUCUGUCCAAAAUUCCUUUUCAAAAUUCCUUUUCAAAAUUAACCCUAUUUACUAGUGUACUCUAUAUGAACCUUGUCUUAAGCAUUUCGUAUUGUUGAAAUCGAAAUAAUUUUUUUGUAAAAUGAAUUCGUAAAUAAAUAAAAAUAACAAAUCGUUUGUUCUAUGCCCCUGGAACUAUCCACAAUCCUGCCUAAUUACUUACAACCCUUUGUUACUUGUGGCUAUAUAAUUAUAUAUAUAUAUAUAUUUUGUAUGAUGUUGAAUUAUAUGCUUAAAAAUAAUUAGGAUCUCUGCUAAAACAAAAACAAAAACAAACAAAAACAUUUAAAAAUACGACAGAUUUUGUCCAUAUGUUUGCUUCCAAUGCCUAGAACAAAACGAAAAAAAAAAACAAAAACAAAAAAAUUGUGAAAAAGAACACACUUUAAAGUAAUUAACUUUUACAUAUAUAAGUCGCUCUGCAAUAAAACAUGUUGAUAAAAAUCUUAAUUAAGUCCAAGUUAAGGCAAUCAAAAAAACAAAACAAAAACAAAAACAAAAAAAAAACUUAAACUAAACAAAAACGGAACAAAAAAAAGAAAAGAAAUUGUGUGCAUUUGUUGUAAAACAAGAAAAAUCUACAAAAAUAAUCAACGCAACGAAGUUGAUUCAAAACAAAAAUAUAAAUAAACUACAAAGGCAGCAACAAAAUACGAAGUGAGAACAAUAAUAAUAAUAAUAAUAAUAAUAAUACUAUAUACACAUACAUAUAUCAUAUAUAUCGUAAUGAACAUAAACAUAAAAGAAUAAUUUAAAUUUUAUGCAGCAUAUACAUACAUAUAUGACAUUGUGCGUUUACAAUCUUUGUUUGCCAUAGUUAACAGCUUACUUAAUUUAAUUAACAAUUGUUUAAACAAAAAUUACAAUUAACUUAAGAGCUUUUGCUUCAAAACUUUUGUUUUCUUCUUCCCACGAAUACUCCGCAUCACGUUCAAUGCUCAAUAUUAUAUUAUAAUUUGUUUAUUAUUUUUAACGAAUACACCGACACACACACACACCUACACACACACACACACACACACCUACACACAGACACUCACUGAUCAACCUUAUGCUCUUUAAAGUUAAUGUCCCUCCCUUUUCUUAACAAUUUUCGUCAUCUUCGGUGUUGUACAUCACAAUUUGUUUUUAGUUUUAGUCUAAACUCUAAACGUAAUAAUUCAAGAUAUAUAAAUAUGAUACAAAUAAUAAUAAUAAUAUAUAAAUGAGAAUAACGGAAGAAGAGUAUCUACAAAUGAAAUGAGAAUCGAAUAUCUUGCCGACAUGUUAUAAAUCUGUAUGUUUAGUUGUAGCUAAUAAGUUUUAUGCUCUUUCUAUAUAAAAUACAUAUGUAUAUACAUAUAUAUACAUAUAUGUUGUAUACAUAUAUCGAGAUAUAUAUCUAUAUAUAUAUAUAUUUAAAAAGCCAAUAAUUUAUUUUUUGUUACCUGUUGGAAACGAUUCCGCGAAAAAUAGUAAAAGUAAAACUGAAACUGAAAACUGAGCGCAAGUGAAACUCAUGCGAUUUGUGUAUGUAUGUGAGCUUGAGAAAAUUUUCAAAACACAACAAAACAAAACAAAAAUGAACAAAUUGUACAAUAUUAUCAUAAUGAAUACACAAAAUUUAAAUAAAGAACAAAAAGUAAACGA